This is a messenger RNA of Scheffersomyces coipomensis, 1137 nucleotides long. RefSeq lists its product as uncharacterized. The record is from RefSeq and is a predicted model, not a curated record. The coding region runs from base 1 to 1137 and encodes 378 amino acids. The transcript has a single exon. NCBI's taxonomy places the organism in Eukaryota, Fungi, Ascomycota, Pichiomycetes, Serinales, Debaryomycetaceae.
AUGUCUCGAUUUACUCCGGCGGAGAAUUUGCAGUUGAAAUAUUGCCUUGAGAAUUCAUCUACUCCUAUACUUCAUAUUCCAAAUGGUGGCAGAGGUGAAAAGGUUAUUUUAAAAAUACCCGAAUCAAAAUGGGAAAGUUGGAUAACUAAUGAGAAGAAAGACAACCAAUGGACACGACGCUUGAACUCUGGAUCCAGCAGUUGUCUGGUCUGGAUACAAGAGUACGUUUGCAGACUCAAAGGUCAUCGGAAACCUAAACUUAGUGCACCUUUUCGCCAGAGGAAGAAUUACACCAAAACAGUUGGUUGUGGAGCAGGAUUUACAGCCAGAUUAAGUCAGAAAUUCUGGCCAGGAAGUAAGACUGAUCGAACCGUCGUUCUAACGUGCUAUUGGAACCAUAAUCACGAGGCACCACCACGAGAAACAAACGAUGAUCAUUAUACUAGAAUUGAAGCUAAGGAAUCUGAAUUAAUAGAUUUAAUUACCCCACAAGUUUCAGGCCCUACAGAACUGCCCAGACAUACCAACAUUUCUGGUGGUUUUCCUGAAAGUGAUACAAAAGAGCUAAAUGAAAGCCAAAAUAUGAGAGACACCCUUGGGUAUGACAUAACAUACGCUCUUUGUGAAUGUAACGGUAUCCGAAAUGAUAAUGCCUAUCUGAUUCUGUCCAAACAAUCAACCACUAAUUUUCCUAUUUCUGAAGUAUCUCAAGACAUCGAAAUACCUCAUAGAGAUCGAGUUAUAAAUAUAGCAGGAUAUGUUAAUGUAUUUCAGAAACAAGGGUUGAUGGAGCUACUUGCUAGAAAUCGCAUAAUUAAUUUGACCAAACCUAAAGAGACUGUUACCAAUAGAACUGUUACUACAAGAGAUUCUGUAAAUCCACCAGAAUUUUCGAAACAAAUGCUGAGGUCAACCAGGGAUAAUAUAGAGAUUAUUGGAAAUAGAGGGGUUCCAAUUAUGCCUAUAAGCAAUCAAAGAGGUAAGUUAGCUGAUAUUACUAAUGUAACUCACAAAAAGACAACAACCAAUAAAAUAGUUAAGACUAAUUACUAUGCUAACAAGGAAAAGCCAGUGCCCACAUGUACAUCCCCUAGGGCCAGUUUGAUCCAAACAAUCUUAAAUGAUGUUCUUGAUUAG